Molecule: messenger RNA, 965 nt
Organism: Nothobranchius furzeri (turquoise killifish)
Lineage: Eukaryota; Metazoa; Chordata; Actinopteri; Cyprinodontiformes; Nothobranchiidae
Gene: aprt
Product: adenine phosphoribosyltransferase
Biological process (GO): AMP salvage; adenine salvage
Cellular component (GO): cytoplasm
Molecular function (GO): adenine phosphoribosyltransferase activity; adenine binding; AMP binding
Source: RefSeq, a predicted model, not a curated record
UAGACUGCCGUCCUUCAAAGAAAGAAAGAAGAGCUACUGCACAUGCGCAUGAGCAGCAGCCGGGUAGCGGGAUGGCGGAAAGCUCAGAAUCUAAACUGCGUUUGAUUGAACGUCACAUCCGUGCUUUUCAAAACUUUCCCAAAGAAGGAAUCCUGUUCAGAGACAUAUGUCCAAUCCUGAAGAACCCAGCUUGUCUCACAGCAGUGAUGGACCUCCUAGAGGAACAUGUGAGGAACAACCAUCAGCAGGUUGAUCUGAUUGUAGGUUUAGACGCCCGUGGCUUCCUGUUUGGACCCCUGCUGGCUCAAAGGCUGGGGGUCGGCUUUGUCCUGGUCAGAAAGAAAGGCAAGCUCCCUGGCGCCACAGUGUCUGUGGCGUAUAACCUGGAAUAUGGAAAGGCAGAGGUGGAGGUCCAGGAAGACGCGGUGACUGCAGGACAGAAGGUUCUGAUUAUUGAUGAUCUUCUGGCUACUGGAGGCACCAUGCAUGCAGCCUGCGAGCUAAUGAAGAAGCAGCAGGCUGAGGUUCUGGGCUGCAUGGUGAUCGUCGAACUCAAAGAUCUGAAAGGCACCGACCGACUCAAAGACCAAAAGGUGUUUUCUCUGAUCCAGUACUGAGGACCACUAAACCACACACCUGUGGGACUAGCACCAGAGUGCCAAACAGCUUGAAGCUGGAGCAGCUCUGUUCUGCACCUGGAUGUUGAUAAAGGUCGCGAUCACAUGAGAACGCAGUUCUCUGUUGGCGGACUUUUCCAUCUGAUUAGAGCCACCCAUCAAGCACUUCUAUUGGAUGUUUUUUGAAUCUCAAUUUCACCUUUGAGUACACGUAUUAGAUCAUGUAACCAGAAAUGGGUAAAAACAAACUAAAGCCACUAGUUGAUUCUGGCAAAAACGUCUUUGCAAACAUUCAAGCAACACAGGUAAAGUGUUUUUAUUUUAUGGAAUAAAUGAUUUCUCAAACAA